This is a messenger RNA of Polyodon spathula (Mississippi paddlefish), 3583 nucleotides long. RefSeq names its product metal transporter CNNM1. Gene Ontology annotation, biological process: magnesium ion homeostasis; transport. Gene Ontology annotation, molecular function: transmembrane transporter activity. The record is from RefSeq and is a predicted model, not a curated record. The transcript has 10 exons. Bases 35 to 2719 code for a protein of 894 amino acids. Gene Ontology annotation, cellular component: plasma membrane. NCBI's taxonomy places the organism in Eukaryota, Metazoa, Chordata, Actinopteri, Acipenseriformes, Polyodontidae.
GGGAGAGCGGUUUACCAUGUGACUGCGCUCUCCAAUGUCUCCAAACAACUCACUCAGCAUCAUGGCUGCGGACGCUGCGGCUGGGAGCUCUCAGCUCUGCUUCUCUCGACCCGGAUCCGUGUCCUUGCUCAUCGUUUUCGCCUUCAUCUUCCCGGUUUCUGUUCUUGGAUUACUGGGUUUCCGCCCCGAGGACACGCGGGCAGAGCUGUCCGUUGAAAAUGGGGUGCUGAAAGCGACAGAAGGGACGCGAUUCAGGCUGCGUGUUUAUUACACAGCAUCCCAGCGAUUCAACAGAACUGUCAGUGGUAGAGAUGCAGUGGCUACGCCGUGGAUUGCUUUUAUUGAAGAACCGAGUUCUGGUAGAUCAGGACAGGUUCACCCGAAAAAGAACCUCUGCAUGGAUAAGAACUCCAGGACCUCUGAUAUCGAGUUACUGGGCUCAUUCAAACCUCCGUACAACCACAACUCAGUCUUAGUGGACCUGCUGGCCAAGGACUUGCGCAGAGGUGAAAAAAUAAAGUACUAUUCAAUGUGUGCGUUUGAUGGGGUAAAAUGGGAACACUUUAGGACUAGAGAUUUCUGGCUGGCAGUGGUUGAGCGGCCCCCAGAAGCGGACGUCUGGCUGCAGGUUGCCGUCACCUUAAUACUGCUGGGAUUUUCCGCUCUCUUUAGCGGGCUCAACCUGAGCCUAUUGGCGUUAGAUCCCGUGGAGCUCAGGGUUAUACAGAACAGCGGCACGGAGAAGGAACAAAAGUAUGCACGGCGGAUUGAGUUGGUCCGAAAGAACGGGAACUAUCUGCUGUGUACAUUGCUUCUGGGAAACGCGCUGAUCAACGCCUCUCUGGCGGUCUGGCUUUGCCAGACGUUUGGGGUGACCUGGCUCUCCAUCCUCGUCUGCACUUUCGGCAUCUUUUUUAUCGGAGAGAUUCUUCCCCACUCGGUGGCUUCCAGACACGGGUUGGCACUUGCUUCCAAGACCAUCUGGGUGACGAGGCUGUUAAUGGUUAUCUCAUUUCCCAUCUCUUUCCCCAUCAGCAAGCUCCUGGACGUGUUCCUGCGUCAGGAGAUCAGCAACUUCUACACCAGGGAGAAGCUCCUGGGGAUGCUGCGAGUCACAGACCCUUACCACGAUCUGGUAAAAGAGGAGCUGAAUAUCAUCCAGGGCGCCCUGGAGCUCCGGACGAAGACGGUGGAAGAUGUGCUGACCCCACUGAACGACUGCUUCAUGCUCGGUUCAGACGCAGUGCUUGACUUCAACACCAUGUCUGAGAUAAUGCAGAGCGGCUACACCAGGAUCCCAGUCUACGAGAACGAGCGGUCCAAUAUCGUCGAUAUCCUGUUCGUGAAGGACCUGGCUUUCGUGGAUCCCGAUGACUGCACCACGCUGAAAACCAUCACGCAGUUUUACAGUCAUCCCUUGCACUGUGUGUUCAACGACACCAAGCUGGAUGCAAUGCUGGAGGAGUUCAAGAAAGGUAAAUCACACCUGGCGAUCGUGCAGCGUGUGAACAACGAGGGAGAGGGGGACCCCUUCUAUGAGGUGAUGGGCAUUGUCACACUGGAGGACAUCAUUGAGGAGAUCAUCAAAUCAGAGAUUCUGGACGAGACUGACUUGUACACUGACAACCGUACAAAGAGGAGGGUGUCUCACCAUGAGGGGAAGCAGCAGGACUUCUCACUGUUCAAGCUUGCAGAGAACGAGAUGAGGAUCUCUCCCCAGCUUCUCCUGGCCACACACCGCUUCCUGGCAACAGAGGUGGAGCCCUUCAAGUCGUGCCACAUCUCUGAGAAGAUCCUGCUGCGCCUGCUCAAGCACCCCAAUGUGGUGCAGGAACUCAAGUUCAAUGAGAAGAACAAGAGAGCCACAGAACACUUCCUGUUCCAGCGCAGCAAGCCUGUGGAUUACUUUGUCCUGGUGCUGCAGGGGCGAGUAGAGGUGGAGAUAGGAAAGGAAGCACUGAGGUUCGAGAAUGGGGCGUUUACUUACUAUGGAGUGCCAGCCAUCAUGUCCAAUCAGACAUCAGUUCACAGGUCCCCGUCUCGCAGCAGCAGUCUCAACCGGUCUGAGUCAAUGAACUGCGGGGGCAGCAUGGGCCAGCUUAACAGCAACAACAGCACCUACCUGCCAGACUACUCUGUACGCCAGCUUACCAACCUGCAGAUCAUUAAGAUCACACAACAUCACUACCAGAAUGCACUUACUGCCACUCGCAUGGACAGCUCUCCACAGACUCCUGACACAGAUGCCCAGGUGAACGAGGACAGCACUCCCACCCCCGAGAAUCGUUCCAGCAGCACUCCCCUGCCGGUGCCUGAAAUCCAGACCAGCAGUCCUGUUGAGACCAAUACACAGAGCAGCAGAGUCCAGCAGAGCACCACCCUGCUCAACGAGAGAAACCGCAUAGUCCGUAGUAAGUCGGAUGGGCAGAAGAGCCCCAGUGAUUUUGUUUUCCUGAGGAUGGAUGAGAUUCCAAACAUCCGAGAGGAGCUGGCAGAACGUGUUGAGAGCACUGGGAAGCAGAACGGAGACAGCGUAGCAGUGCCGGUGGAAGACAGCCUUUCCAGCUCCCCGUUCAUUAGCAGCCUGUCUCUGAGCACCUCUGACCAGACCCUGGGAAAGAAACUCCUUCGUAAACUCAGCAAUAAAAAGCGGAAAAAGUCACGAGAUGGAGAAAAGACGCCAGAGGACAACUCUGGGAUCCCGCAGGUGAAACCCUAAUCUGUUUCCAUCAACAGGGGGCACCAGGCAGGCAAGCAAGCUCUGCAAACAAAAAAAAAAUACUUCCCUGAUACUUCCCUAUGGUACAAGUUCAUGAAAUUGAAUUUAAUGACAGCUCGUAACAUGCCAAAAUGCAAUAGGGUACACAGGAAUCUGUGCACUUUGCCCAGUUACUUCAAGAUCUGACUAAAUUCCUGCUUGACAACCGACAUUGACAUGCAGGAUGUAUCAAGGAAUCUAGAAUCUCCAGUUGCUACUUGCGAUUGAAGUGGAAUGUGCAUGUAAACACAAGGAAGCAAAUCAAUAUUAGUAACUAGAUUUAAGGACAGGAUCAGUUCUGUUUGAUUCUCUUUAGAAACUGAUUUAGUAGAAGGAGUCCUUAGACAACCUUCAUUAUACAAGUUGUCGGUGGGCCUGCGUUGAAUCCAGACUACCCUGCUACUUCUUUUUGCCAGUUUGUAGCGAUUGUUAUUAUCCGCCCUCAGAUGGAUUUAGAAUUCUGCAUUAUGCUAAGCAGGUUAUGCUUUGCCUUUGUUUUAUAUGGGUGUCAGGUAAAGUUUAACUCAUUGCCCACUCAGGUUGUUUGAUUUGAUGUGAAGGCCUGAGGCUACAGAUUGGAGGGUUUCAGCAGUUUAGUAGACACACCUCUGGGGGCACAAUACAAUGGAAUGCCUGGUUUCCAUCAUCUCAUAGGGAACUCAGUGUUUCUAUGUUGAAGAAUCACUACUCAAGCUCCUGUUGUUUGAAUCCAUGUCAGCUGUAAACAAGAUGUACAUCUUAAUCAUGUUUGUAUACCUAUUUGUUUAAUACCUUUUUAAACUUUAUUGUAUUGUGGUACACACACACACACACACACACACACAC